This is a messenger RNA of Fulvia fulva, 2127 nucleotides long. Its product is annotated as Apicidin F synthase. Bases 1 to 2127 code for a protein of 708 amino acids. Gene Ontology annotation, biological process: secondary metabolite biosynthetic process; amino acid activation for nonribosomal peptide biosynthetic process. The record is from RefSeq and is a predicted model, not a curated record. Gene Ontology annotation, molecular function: catalytic activity; phosphopantetheine binding. Gene Ontology annotation, cellular component: cytoplasm. Lineage: Eukaryota; Fungi; Ascomycota; Dothideomycetes; Mycosphaerellales; Mycosphaerellaceae. The transcript has a single exon.
AUGACUACUCGAGCUUGUGGCCGAGUACCACGGCUCUACAAGACAGGCGAUCUAGUCCGAUACGGUUCGGAUGGCCAAAUUUUUGUCGUUGGCAGAAAAGAUGACCAGAUCAAGGUCAAUGGUAUUCGAACUGAGCCAUACGAAGUUGAGAACACGUUGCGCAGUCUUCUCCCACAGGGACUUGCUGGCAAGUCGGUCAUUAUUGUUUGUCUUCUCAAAAAGUUCGACCUUUUCGCCGCCUUUGUGUGCAGUGGACAUGAUUCGAGUAUGAACUUGGACAAGCCGGGUACAGAUUCUAUCGCGGACCUUAUCACGUCAGCUUCGCCGUUGCACCACCAGGUCGUGGAGUGUAUCCGAGCGCAUACGUCGAAUGUGUCGUAUCAAACGACUCCACAACUUUUCAUACCGAUCUCGCGUGUCCCUUACACUACUUCUGGCAAGACGGAUCGCAGAGCUUUAGAGCACGCUGCAUCGAUGCUCGGCAAGCAACAGCUCUUGGGACUGUUCACGAUACCGACCGCUCAACAUGAGGAAGCUAGCAGCCCAUUGGAGCGUCAGCUCGCUGACGCUUGGCAUCACGUGCUUGGGAUCGAGUUCGUCGGUGGGGGCGAUAACUUUUUCCACCUAGGAGGAAGUUCUCUUACGGCCAUUGCAUUAAUAAACGAAGUGCGACGCACGAUGUGUAUGCGACUGACCAUGUCGAUCGUGUUCCAACACCCGGUGCUCCACGACAUGGCAGAGCAAUUGCAGGGCAUUGAUUCUGGCAAUGUGAACUCUGAUCGGCCGUUGUCUAACAUAACAGGGUCAGUGCUCGAUGCAGCCACUCAGAACGGCAUUCGGGUUGAGUUGGCACAAUCGUGCGCCUUGCAGCCCGAUGCCAUAGAAGACGCAUUUCCCUGUACACCAAUGCAAGAAACGCUCAUGACCGCGACCAUGCAUUCGAUGAAAACGAAUGAAGAGGCACGACCCUACUGCAUGCAUGCGUGGCAUACGCUACCUGACAAUAUUGAUGGUGACAGAAUGCGAAUGGCUUGGCAAACUGUGCUUGCUAGACACGAGGUACUAAGGAGUCGUAUCGUUCACGCGCCUGCUCACGGCACACUCCUGGUCAUAUGCCAACGACCAGAAUCUGUUCGAAUAUGGGACGAUGUCUCCAUCAUGAGCAUAGAUGACCUGGGGCGGCGGCUCGAACAGACUCACUUUGGUUAUGGCACUGCGCUGUUUGGGGUGACUAUCAUCUUGCAAGGCCCACAAAGAAAUCGACUCGUUCUCAGUGCGCACCACGCCGUCUACGAUGGUUGGUCACUCAGACUCAUCUGGGACGCUGUCUUGAAGGCUUAUUCCGGUGAUGCUGCAAUUCCUGCCUACCCCUCAAUCAGGUUCGCUGACUUCGUCGCUCAUCUUCGAGCACAGCCUCACGAAACGGUCAUCGAAUUCUGGAAACAUCAGCUCAAUCCUCUUGCGAACAGGACAGGUCUGGUUUUCCCGGAUGUUCCGAGCGCUCAUCGACCCAGAACAACCCAAAAGCUCAGUCGAUCACUCACAUCCCCAACGCUCGAGGCCUGGAAGGCGGCUAGAAACACCGGAAUUACCAUGGACACAAUCUGUCACGCUACGUGGGCUCUGGUAGUAGCGUUGUACUCUAGUUCUUCGGUCGUUACUUUUGGAAGCACGCGUACGGGACGAGACUCACCUCUAGCACGCAUCGAGGAGUUGCUCGGUCCGACCAUGACGACAGUGCCGUUCUGCCUUAGUCUCGACCGGAUUGGCGAGAUCACAGCGGGUACAUUUCUGAAGAACGUGCAAAGGCUGCUCCUCAGUCUUGCGCCCCAUGAACACCUUGGUCUCCAACGAAUCUCGGAAAUCAGCCCACACGCGAAAUCCGCAUGCGCCUUCAGCUCUGUGCUCACCGUGCAAGCUCCCAGAAGCACGACUGUCGGCAGGGACCGUGCGUCUGUAUCAGUGCCCAUCGAGCAUCCGAGUACACAACUGGGUAUUCAUCUCCUCGAAUCGGUCACGAAAUCAGGGUUUCAUCUAUUGCCACUAGCCCUCCAAGUCUUCAGCGAUCAACAUGCGACGAACAGCCACAUCGAAGCCUACUACGAUCCAGUCUGUAUUUCGCGCUAG